Acanthochromis polyacanthus (spiny chromis) is the source of this 8946-nucleotide messenger RNA. RefSeq names its product deltex 1, E3 ubiquitin ligase (gene dtx1). Lineage: Eukaryota; Metazoa; Chordata; Actinopteri; Pomacentridae. Gene Ontology annotation, biological process: Notch signaling pathway; protein ubiquitination. The record is from RefSeq and is a predicted model, not a curated record. The transcript has 10 exons. Gene Ontology annotation, molecular function: ubiquitin protein ligase activity; zinc ion binding. The coding region runs from base 953 to 2881 and encodes 642 amino acids. Gene Ontology annotation, cellular component: nucleoplasm.
UAACUCAGCCUCUUUCCUUGGCGGAGUAAUAAAAAAAAACACACGACUUUGAUGCUGGUCCAAAGGGGUUUUAUUUUGAAACAGGAUACCGGAAAUUGCACUCUUGUGUUUUUUUUCUCUGCUCUUGACACUUUGGAUGGUUCUGUCUUUCCAUACAGGUGUGCCUGGAUAUUUCUUUGCCAGGCGGUGAGCGUUGCGUGUUUUGCUGUGUGGAUGCACGAAGCUGCAGCGGAGCGGCUUCUCACACUGACAGCCGAGCAGCUGGGGCAUGCAUCCUGUGAGCACAGCGGACCAACAAGCUGCUGUAGUCUGUGGCACGUCCACGGGAAUAAAACGACGUCUUUUGCUGUAUAUACAUGAAAACAGUGGAUUACUGGAGCUGCAGGAGGUGGCUUUGAAGCAAGAUCUCAGUCUGAAGGAUCAGGGGGAAUCACAGAUGUGAGAGGAGGAGGCAGGUGCGUUUCGAGAUUCGCAUCUUUUUUUUCUUUUUUUAAAAUCUGAUUUUCGUCCGGAUCCUGUGAAAUGCAGCCUCUACCUGACAGAUGUGUGACACCACAGCUGCAGCCUACAGAGAGAGUCUCCUGUCUACCUGCUGCUGAUCUGCUGUGGUUGGCUGUGGAGGACUGAGACUCCUGCAGCUGCAAAUCUCCUCAUCAGCAGCAUCUGUCACUUCAAACGCAACAAGACGCAAGGGGACGGAGGCUGCUUUUUGCCUGAUCAAAGUGGCAGCUAGUCAGAAAGUACCUGUAGACGAUGACUCCGGUGGAGCUGUUUGCUUGACAGCAGCAUGAGAUAAUUGAGGACUGUCAUACUAAUCGCUGAUUCAAGCUUUUUCUUUCUGUUUGACGCUGAUGAAGAUGUUCCAGGGUGUCGUCAGUUGACUGACAGGGUGGCAGUGGUGCUCUAGUACGGGACACAGCCAGCAGCUGAAGGCACAGACACCACCAAGGAGAUGGCUCGUCCGGGAUCAGGGUUGCUGGUGCCCAUGAACGGGUUGGGGUACCCGCCUCAGAACCUGGCCAGGGUGGUGGUCUGGGAGUGGCUGAACGAACACGGGCGCUGGAGGCCCUACAGCGCGGCGGUUUGCCAUCAUAUCGAGAAUGUACUGAAAGGUGAUGCCCGCGGAAGUGUGGUUCUGGGACAGGUGGAUGCCCAGCUGUCCCCUUACAUCAUCGACCUGCAGUCCAUGCAUCAGUUUCGACAAGACACAGGCACCAUGAGACCAGUGCAGAGGAACUUCUAUGAACCAUCGUCCGCCCCGGGGAAAGGCGUUGUGUGGGAAUGGGAGAACGACAACGGCUCGUGGACGCCGUACGACAUGGAGAUCUGUGUGACCAUCCAGAAUGCGUACGAGAAGCAGCACCCCUGGCUGGACCUGACCUCUCUGGGCUUCUGCUACCUCAUCGACUUUAACAGCAUGUCUCAGACCAACAGGCAGAGCCAGCGCAAGCGACGCCUGCGGAGACGAAUGGACCUGGCCUACCCGCUCAUCAUGGGCUCCAUCCCCAAGUCCCAGUCCUGGCCCGUGGGAGCCAGCUCCGGCCAGCCCUGUUCCUGCCAGCAGUGCAUCCUAGUGAACAGUACGAGAGCUGCCUCCAACGCUAUUCUGGCCUCUCAGCGGCGGAAGCUCUACGGUGGAACGGCGGGCAACCCGGGUGCUACAGGAACCCUCACUGUAGUGCGGCAGAGCAACACCUUUGCGGGGACCUCCCUCUGGUCUCCAACAUCCGGCUCCUCCGGCACCAACAACAAUAACAUAAGUGUAGGAGGCGGGCAAGCUAAAGCGGAACAGGUGCAGCUGCCUCUGUCCACUGCCAACUUCCCCUGUUCCCCCGUGAUGCCAUCUCUUUCAUCCGCCCAUGGCCACCACGCUCUCACCAUCAACGGACAGAACAACCUGAACCGGCCGGGCACUCAACGCAUUUCCAUGGGAACUGCCAGAGGAGCCAUCCCACCAGGUGUUCCUGCCCUCCCAGUGAAGAACUUGACUGGCUCUGGACCAGUGCACCCAGCGCUAGCAGGUAUGACAGGUAUCCUGAUGUGCGCUGCAGGUCUGCCGGUUUGCCUGACUCGAGCCCCGAAGCCUAUACUACACCCACCACCCAUCAACAAGAGCGACAUGAAGCCGGUGCCAGGGAUCAAUGGCAUGCGCCGCAAAACUAAGAAAAAGCACCUAAGGAGAGGGAAAAACCCAGAGGAUGUGGUGCGAAGAUACACAGAGAAGAUUAAAGUGUUGCCAGAUGAGGACUGUACCAUCUGCAUGGAGAGGCUGGUCAUGUCAUCAGGCUAUGAAGGCGUCCUGCAGCACAAAGGCAUCAAGCCAGAACUGGUGGGCAAACUUGGCAAGUGCGGGCACAUGUACCAUCUGCUGUGCCUGGUGGCCAUGUACAACAAUGGCAAUAAGGAUGGCAGUCUUCAGUGCCCAACAUGUAAAACCAUCUAUGGGGAGAAAACGGGCACCCAGCCCCCUGGGAAGAUGGAGUACCACGUCAUCCCCCACUGCCUGCCCGGCUACCCAGACUCCAAGACCAUCCGCAUUGUCUAUGACAUUCCUGCCGGGAUCCAGACCAAUGAGCACCCCAACCCCGGGAAGAAGUUCAGUGCGAGAGGGUUCCCUCGACACUGCUACCUCCCCGACAACGAGAAAGGCAGGAAGGUUCUGAAGCUACUGAUCAUGGCCUGGGACAGACGCCUCAUCUUCACCAUCGGCACGUCCAGCACCACAGGCGAGUCAGACACUGUGGUGUGGAACGAGAUUCACCACAAGACAGAAUUUGGCUCCAACCUGACCGGUCACGGCUACCCCGACCCCAACUACUUGGACAAUGUCCUGACAGAGCUGUCGGCCCAGGGGGUCGGCGAGGACAACCUGAAGGACUGACGGCCAGCUGAGCUGGUGCACAGGAACUCAAAGCCCGCCAUCUCUAGAGAACAGGGACACUGCAUGAGGGGCCAACACGCAGUCGACAAUUCUUUACUCCCCACAAACAAAAAUAUCCUACAGAAGUGGUGGCACGAGAGCAAUGGAAGCAAAACUAAUGGUUCUAAUCGAUGUUAUGGUUUGUAUAACCUAGAAUUCCCCCCUGCUGUCUCUUUAUUCAUGCCUUGUGCAUGGUGCGUCCAUGGCACGUGAUGAAAGUUGAUGGUGAUAGGUGCGGUUAAAUGGUAUUAAACCUGUUUUUGGUUCAACUGAAACCGUUCGGCUGUACUUGCAGUAAACCGACAAGGGGCCAGAAAUAAACACAGGCAUAUUUGUAAAUGCUGAUCUCCAGAAUGCAUGGUCCCGACUAACGCUGCGUAAUGAAUGUCGAGCAAAUACCUGCAGAAGGGUGAGCUGUCAGCGGAUCAGCUGUUGCUUGAUGUUGUUGAGAUACAUUUAAGAGAAUUUCAGCUUCUCAAUUGAUUGAAAAUUGAUUACUUGCUCCCCCUUUUACUAUUAUUUAUAAUUAUUGACCUGUUGUGAAACCUGGCUUUGUGAUUUGAAGGAGAGGAUCUUGGCUCUGAUGAUGUCAUUUAAAGGUUGCACUGGGCAUCUCUGACUUUUUCCACUUGUGGUACGACAGAUCAGUUAUUCUGUGUGUUCUGUAGUGCAUGACGUAGAUUCCAGAGAGCUACAGGCUGUGAAAUAUUGAUGUUUGGUAAUAAAUGUAUGUUGUACGGUUAACCUUGUAGACUGUCCGUGAGAGGAGACAUGAAAUGGAUGAAACAAGCGUCUGACCAGUCAGUUUACUGCUUGUUGUGAGGUGUUGUAACUUGAAAGGCUGAGGUUGUGAAGUGGGAUUUGCGCCUACGCUCCAAGGUUAAACUCGUUUGUUUUGUUGACACACUGAUGACGCUGACCUCUGUGAAUAUAAAGCCUGCAUUAUUAUUCUCCCGGUUGGAGCGAACCCAGGCGUUGGCACGAUCCAUCAUGCUGACCAUACGUGAGGGGUGAGCGCCGCGAUUGCAUGCAAGGAGGCGUUAUUAUGCCGGCUUUGAGUCCUUGAGGAGAAAAGCUGAACACACAGAUGGGUGUUCCUCUUUCAAACCUCAACGGUUUUCCCACUGGAGAUCCAUCUUGGCCAGCGCUCCUGCUCGCCCCGAGAUCUACAAGUCUCUCGUGAGCCUGUUUGCUGUUAUUCACUCUGCUGGGUUCAUCUGCUUGUACAGCGAGUGGUGAAACAUCUCAUUCCCUGCGUGAGCUCUCUCUUAGUCAUUAGGUUGAUCCUGAUGUAUGGCUUCGGCCUCACUCACCGCCUCCUCCUCUUCAGCUGCAGAGUGCAUCAUUCUAGAAACCAUGCAAAUGCUGGUCUAGUAUGUUGCUGGUUGAGGCUUUUUUCCCCUCCUCUUUCCCACCUUGAUUUCAUGCCUGCGAGCUAAAGACUAUUUGAAGGUCCUUGCUGGAGAUCCUGUGAUGUUUCUUUACCCAGAGAUUAAAGAUAGCCCAGUGCUGCAUAAUUCUCCAUAAGUAUAUCUGAUCAAUUUUAAUGAGCGGGGGUGUCGGUGGAAAGUUUAUCAUGUGGGCACCCAGCUGUGGGCUUAAUUUGGGGGUGAAUCAUAGUCUUCCAUAGCACUUUGAGGCAACAUUUUUGUUCAAUCAGUCAUUUAAUUUUUAGGAAAAUGUCUUAUAUUGCAAAGAAAACCUGUCUUUUUUUAUGUUGAUGUUUAUAAAAUGGCUUGCAAUGCUUUAAAAAUAUAUAUAUAAUAUACAUUUGCAGAUGUGAUAUACCUUUAAAUUCAAGCUCAAUUUGAGUCAAUGGUGUAAGUUUAAUUUAUUUUUAUACUCUUCUAUGUAGAAAAUAUAAAGACUGUCCCACAUAUCUAUACACAGGCACAUAUUAACAUGAAUACAUAAAAUCUGGCAAAAUUUGUCAGUAUGUCAGGGACUGAAACAUGUAUGACUUGUUAUGGACGUCUUAUAUUACAAGUAGUCUUAGCGUAUGCUGCUGUUGUUACCUUAAUGUAGAAUCUGUGUAGUUGAUCCCCUGUGGGACACCAAUAAAUACAGUAAAUGUGUCUUUAUUAUUGGUGGGGAAGCUUUAGCAGCAUGAAGAUGGCUGUUUCCCCCCAAAUGGGCAAUUUCUCUUUUUUCUACUUGUCCAGAAAAUGGGAAUGGAUGCAGUCAGGCAUUUUUGUUGAGUCUGAAGGUGAAAACAGCCUGGGUUAAAUAUCAAACAGCAAAUCAUCUUAAGAGUUUGUUUUAGCUCACUGGAACAAGAAAUUGGUGGGAUUUGCUUCAGUUAAUCAGUAAACAGGACAAAGGAUGCUGAUUUAAGGACCCUAAAGAAAUGUUUUCCUUCUUAAAAUCACUUUCUGACAUCAAAGCACCACAGAUAUAUGCACACACAUGCUACAUUCAUACAGAUAACCAUGUUGCACAUGUCUAUCAGGUAUAUUGACGGCUAGAAUAAUCACAGACCACUUAAAUUUUUCCGCUGAUUUCCAGCUGCUUGGUUUCAAAAACAAUAUUUUUCAGUGAUAUGUGAUGAUGAAUGAUGCAUCGGUAGAUGACAAUUGUGAGUUGUUCCAAAAAUACAUUAUCCUCUGUAGAUCAUAAUAUUUACUUAAUGUAAUAAUUAAGCAAACAUACCCGCCUUAAUUUAUUUCUAAGUGUAUCGGUCUUUGCUUUUGCUAUAGAUUGGCUUCGUGUACGUUUGUUUGGAAAUUUUCAUAUGAAUUUCUUAAAGAUCUAUGUAACCAUACCCAGCUCAAUUUAUUUCCAAGUAUAUUUUUUUAUUGUUUUGGCUGUAAAUAGACUUUGUGUGUGUUGGUUUGGAAAUUUAUAUGUAAAUUACUUAAAGAUACAUGUAAAAAAUUAAGCACAUUUCUGACACGCCUCACAAUUCAGUUGCAAUUGCAUUUCAGGUAAAUUAUUAUAUACACAUAUUCUGUAUAUGUAUAAAUAUGAAUAUAUAUUUUACAUAAGUAAAUAUUUCCACUAAGAUAUACAUUAUUUUCAGAAAUUAUACAUUCAGUGUAUCAGCUGGGUUUUCCUGAGUUACACACAGCUUAACUUAGUGUGUCCUUACCGUGAUAUCAAAUCAACGCAUUUGGAAUACUAAGAUACUGUAAUUAUUAUGCAAUUUCUUGGCGUAAGCAUUCAUUUCAUCCCAAAACAGCACAAACAACUGGUGUUUUGUAGUAUUUCAGCUGGCUUGAAUCCCUCUGCAAAAUGGCAGCCAAGCAGAGACACGUUCACAAGCUGGUAAGAGGUGUUUCUCCCAAAAUUAGAACUGUGACGAUUUUAUUUUUUAGAUUUAUAUUUACCUGUCUGUCAUUUUUUUCUGCGAACUCCACCACCGGAUGAUUAGUGCAGUUCAUAUUGAUAUUUUAUAAUCACAAAGGAUAUUUUGUCCAACAUUAGCUUCGAUUACUGUUCAUUUCAUCAUGAAUGUUUCACUUUAAAGAUGCUUAAAAUGCAAUUCUAUUCAGCAUUUUUAAAAUAAUUGUGUAUCAAAUGAGAAAGUGGAAGCAAUGAGAAACAUCACCUGAACCUGCAGCUCCCCUGCUUAGUCGUCCAGCUUUUAACUUCACUGUUUGGGUUCCCUCUCACACUGUGUUCAGACAGAAGGUGAAGAGAGAAAAGUGCAUUAGCAGAACAUGGAAAACCCAAGAUGCUAAAAUCACAGAGCAGCAGCUUCAGUCUUUCAUCUGUUUCUACACAGAAUACAUGCAGCCACAGCUAGGAGGUGUAGCUCACCAGCAUACAUGACAACACAUUCUGAUGCCAACCUCUAUCACCCAGUGGAAAAAUCAUAAAUAUCCAUGGAUAUAUGCAUAUAUUCAUAUAUUUCCACUUUAUUUUAAAAGUAUAUUAACUGUUUUUGUUUAACUUUAGGUGUUUAUGAUGCAAAAACACAGGAAACUACCAUAUAUCUGACUGAACUUUCGCCAAACGUAUGUUAAUAUUGAUAUUUUAUCAACCAUAUGAUUCAAUCUAUGCAUCCAUUUGAAAGUUGUAUUGGGGAAAUUCAUGUAAUUUAUGUGCUUUCUGUUUAAGUUGACAUAUUUGCAGCUGGAGGAGAAUGCACAGUCACUGCUAUUAUGGAUAAAGAAGAAAGAAAAAAAGGCCUGAGGCUUGGUUUGAGUGUGUAGCAUGAUUGCUACAUGAGAAAAACAUCUUAGCUGGAAGCGCGCAUGCCUUCAUUGUGACAUUUUUGUCCACACACAGCUAAAAUCCCACAGUGUACAAAAUUAGGUUAUAAUUUAACGAGUAGCUCGAUGCAUUUAGCAGCUAAAAAGCCAAAUAUUUCCUCCAGGAAUGUGCAAACAGCAAAAACAGAUCAAAAAGUGAAUUAAUAUUGGAGUAGGAAUUCAACAGGUGAACCAAAACUGAAUGCUAAAGAAAUGCUAAUCUGUUUAUGAGUUGACUAAAUGUGGCAUUCCCUGCUUCCACUGCAACCAAAAAACACGCACUGUAAACAUUAGUUGUUCCACAGUUAAGCAUUUACUGAAAUACUUCAAGCCGCUAAUAAGGUUGUAUUUCGUUUAAACUGCUGUUCUGUGUUUUUAGGCUGUUCCCUACAGAAGCUAAAACAAACUGCUUCAAGUCAUUUGAAGUUUGAUUUUGACCCAGGUGGUAAAUUCUUUUCGCCCUGCUCCAUUUCAAGUUCUCCCCUUCACACCUUUUUGACACCCUUUAUAAAAAUGGGACAGCAAGAGAGAAUGCUUCCGAUCUAUCAGGGAUUCUUUUUCCAUGUUGAAUGAAGUUUCAUGAACUAGAGAAAUCCAAAUGUUUGCUUCUUCAACGUUUCCUUUCCGUGUGUCGGUCUCGCGGUGUGAACGAUGCAGGCCCUUUAGACUUUUCAGGUGUGUACAGACGUCUAUGGGAACGACGGCUAAAACGGGCUUUGGUGUUUGUGCGAAUUCAAGAAGAGAGAGAUGGUUUUUAUGCAAUCUACUAUUUUUAAGAUCCAAUACAUGAUUUACUGUGUAGCAAGAAGGUGGAUUCUUGGUUUAAAUGACAAUGGAUGUUUUCUUCAUGGGGUGCCUACCUCCAGGAUUCUAAACAGAAAGGGGUUGCAAUCGGAGAACGUUCACAUGCUAUGUAUUAGAAAACAUAUAUUUUUGAUGUCUUUUUUGAAUGAUUGUCUCUAAAAAAAAGAACUAUAACAUAACAUUUAUUGUAUUACUCUUAUUAAGAUUCAUUCCAUACUAUCCAUUUGAGUAGAAGCAGGAUAAGGGAUUAAAUGGCUUUGUCCUGACAUAUGAAGUAUUUACAGUUGUACCCUCUCGUAGUGUCUACUGCAAACUGUACUUCUGUCUCUAAAUGAUACCUUAACAUUUUGUGUGGAUAUACUGUGUGUUUGUAUCCGUCUGUCUGUGUGGGUGUGUGUGAGUGUGUCGCUGAAGUGGGCGUCUAGUAGACAAAGCUUAGGUUCAUGUCCUUUAAAGAUACAGUGAUGUUCUCCUAGAGGUGCAUGUUAACCAAACUGUGAGCGAGUUUAUUGACAAUGCAUAGCUUUUUCUUUUCUUUUUUUUUUUUUUAAUGUACGAAAACAUCAUUGGCUUCUUUAAAAGCGUCACCCUGGUUUUCUGGUGAUUUAGCACUGUGGUUUUGCAACUUACUCCAGUUAGUUAGAGCGGUCUAUUUUCUUUUAUUUCUCCUCUAUCGGCUUUGAUUUACACAGAUGGGGACGUGAUGGCGUUUGGCUGCCCUCCUCACUCUUUUGACGACAUGUAAAACAUCUGAAUGUUUUGCAUUUAAGUGCCCAUUUUAAUUGACAUCUUGGAAUCAUGACUUUUGCGGUUUGAUUUCUCUUCAGCAGCGUCUGCGCAUUGCUAUUUAAAAUGGUUCACACGAGGAGAAAUUGAAACAAACUAAAAGCGAGAUAUAGAGAGACAUUGAUUAAACUAUAAAGGGCUUCUUAAACUAUCGGUCUUUAUUGAAUUGUGAUGACCUUGUUGCAUGUUUGUGUGUUUCUUGUGGAAAAAUAAAUGUGCCCUCGAUCGGGGUAGUUUGUUUGA